AUGCAGCUACUAGCGAGCGUAUGUGCGCUGCUGUUCAUGUGGGAUCGUGUACUCGGUGAAAAUGCCUUUAUCGAUAGUGCCCCAGAAGGAUACUACGAGCGCAAAUCGUUAGUUGAUUGCCCCAGUCGGUUCUACAGUGAAGAUGUAUCCAGCGCUCUAGGGUUCUUCAUUUUUGGAGGUCGUCGAGCUUUUCUGAAGGAGUUCCCUCACAUGGCAGCGAUCGGUUGGACGGACAAGAAAGCAUCGCCCCCGGAGGUAGUGUACAAAUGUGGUGGUUCGUUGAUUGCUCCAAAGCAUGUUCUAACAGCAGCACAUUGCAAAAUGGAUGAUGAUAAAAUUCCACCCGAUACGGUACGACUUGGUGAUACGAAUUUGGCCACCGUGGAAGACGACGAUACUGCACAGCAAUUUAACAUCGUUAGCUUUACCGUGCAUGAGAAGUUUAAGAAGUAUCGCAAGUACUACGACAUCGCGCUGAUCGAGCUUGAUCGGGAGGUUAGCUUUAACACCGCCGUAUGUCCAAUUUGUCUGUGGCCUCUGGAUAAUCUGAACGAGUACAGUGCAAGUUUGCGAGCAGUUGGAUUUGGAUAUACGACCUACACAUCCGGUAUGAGUCCAACGUUGCAGAAAGUGUCACUGAAUCACUACGAUUCCGACUCCUGUAACAAUGAGUUACCGAAGGAUGCUCGGUUACGGUACGGUCUGACUUCCGAUCAGUUCUGCACCAAAACUCCCCACAAGGAUGCCUGUCUGGGAGAUUCCGGUGGACCGCUGCAGAUCGACCUGUCCGAUGUGACCCGUACGAUCCCAUACCUUACGGGCGUUGUAUCGUUCGGGACGGGAUGCUGGGAUGGGUCGCUGGGUGUGUAUACGAAGGUAUCGAGCUACAUCGAUUGGAUUCGUGAGCGAGUGAACGUGACGACCGACCCGAUUGAGUGUGCCAGAAACACGGAGUGUCUACCGGCGCGACCGUUUUCCGACAGUCGACUAAGUCCGCAAAACAAUUCGCCAUUCUUUAAGGUUAAUCUUCGCAAAACUGAUAAAAGUUCCUUUCAUCAAUGCACCGGAGCGCUAAUCGAUUACCGGCAUGUUAUAACGUCGGCCACCUGCGCGAUACGCAACAACCGGCAGCCAUCGUUUAUCGAGGCAAACAACGAGCUGGUAGAAAUAGUCGACAUUGUUGUGCAUCCGAAGUUUGUGGCCGGUAAAAACUAUCACAACCUGGCGGUGCUUACGCUGGGGAAGUUUUACAACCCGAACAAAAUCUACCAAAUUAUUGCACCGGGUUGCAUCUGGAAGGAGGACCGCAUUACCGAUCCGAUCGUGUUCUUUUCCGGCUACGGUCCGGAGGUAAAGAACCAGCCGGAAGAUGUUGCGAAGAAUGUGUCCCUGAAGGUGCUGGUGGCGCUGGUCACCGAAAAUGGACGCUGUGAGGCAAACGAUGCGUGGAAGGUAAACAGCACGCUGUGGAGCGGUUUCAACAGUGACUUUCUUUGCACGUACAAUCCGAUCGAUCUCGUGCCGGGGAUCUGUAAGCUUGAACCUGGCGGUGCCGUAUCAAACUUCCGCCGUGACAAUAUCGUACCGUAUGUGUACGCUAUCAACACAAUGGAUGAAGAAGAAUGUGGCGGAGCUCAGAAUCUGUUCGUUGCGACACGACUUGCACCGUUCUACGACUGGAUAGAGUCCAUUAUUUUGAAACAUUUGCCCGAAAACGAUCCCCUUCUGACGUCUAUUCGUUUCGGUGCAGACGACGGUGAUGAGAGUCCUAGCAGUAUGAACAGUUCUACCUUGAGCAAUAUCCAACAGUUCAUACAUCAAAAUCGCAUAGUACCGGUUCUUCUUACAGACGUUAUAACAAAUCACCUAAAACCCUACGGCAGCGACUUGAUGACUAACAGACCUUUGACGACCAAAGUGAAUGUUUAUCAUCAAUCAUUGAACAAUACGCCUGAAACGUACGAAGUGUACGGACCUCAUUUUAGUCAUUCCCAGAAGCUUGUGCAACCAUUCCGGCCAGCGCCUUACAAGCAACCAGUAAUUCAUGUACCACCAAAUACAAUCCACCAUAAUGACAUACACAUCGAACUGGUCCCUUCCGUGGAAUUGCCGUCGACACAUCACAUUGUCCAUGGACAGGCAAACAAUCUUCCCGGCGCGUACUCACCGUACGCCGGACACCAGCCAUUCCAAACACCAGCACCGUACGGGCAUAUUCCUCCGCAACGGACUGUUUAUCAACGCAAUAGUUCACCUACGACCCUGGUCGAUCACAACCAGCUCGUAUCGGUUAUUCGUUCGAUCGAACUGUACGAGAACGCACUGUGUACUCUGCCGACCGGGGCUACCGGCAAGUGUCUGCACUAUACGCGCUGUCCUUCGAUGUACUGGAAUAGCCAAACUGUCGACGUAUUUCUACGCCUAAACUUGAUUCCUUUCUGCAAUCGCGAGCGGCAAACAGUCUGCUGUCAGGUAUGA
Molecule: messenger RNA, 2478 nt
Organism: Anopheles marshallii
Lineage: Eukaryota; Metazoa; Arthropoda; Insecta; Diptera; Culicidae
Exons: 11
Coding region: 1-2478 (825 amino acids)
Biological process (GO): proteolysis
Molecular function (GO): serine-type endopeptidase activity
Source: RefSeq, a predicted model, not a curated record